This is a messenger RNA of Phoenix dactylifera (date palm), 1851 nucleotides long. RefSeq names its product dihydroflavonol 4-reductase-like1. Lineage: Eukaryota; Viridiplantae; Streptophyta; Magnoliopsida; Arecales; Arecaceae. Gene Ontology annotation, molecular function: oxidoreductase activity, acting on the CH-OH group of donors, NAD or NADP as acceptor. The record is from RefSeq and is a predicted model, not a curated record.
GAUGAUCACAAAAAUGGAAUGACAGACCCCAUCUUGUCCUUUGCUGGUUCUGGGGUCUGGUGGCCGCUCUGCCACUCCAUAUAUACAAAGCUGUGGUGCAACAGAGCUUAGGUGCAUUCUCACUUCUACAUAAUGGACAUGAUCCCUGGUACUAGAGGCAAAGUAUGUGUGACAGGUGCCUCCGGCUUUAUUGCUUCUUGGCUUGUUAAGCGACUUCUUGAUUCAGGGUACUAUGUGAGGGGAACAGUGAGAGACCCAGGAGAUUACAAGAAAACUUCACACCUCUGGGAGUUGGAAGGAGCAAAAGAGCGGCUCCAGCUUGUGAAGGCUGAUCUCAUGGAAGAGGGCAGCUUUGAUGAGGCUGUCAUGGGAUGCAAGGGCGUCUUCCACAUUGCAUCUCCUGUUCUCAAAGGUCACUCUGAUCCAAAGGUUGGAAUUUUGGAUCCUGCAAUCAAUGGCACCCUAAAUGUGUUAAGAUCAUGCAAGAAGAACCAAGCACUUAAAAGGGUUGUUCUUACAUCAUCAUCAUCUACAGCAAGAAUAAAAGAGGACAUCGACCCUAAAAUACCAUUGGAUGAGACAUCAUGGAGCUCUUUGGAGCUUUGCAAAAGGCUCCAGCUAUGGUAUUCCCUGGCAAAAAUUCUAGCAGAGAAGGCAGCUUGGGAAUUUGCAAAGGAGAAUAACAUCGACCUUGUGACUGUUCUUCCAGCAUUUGUCAUAGGACCCAGUUUGCCCCGCAACUUAUGCUUAACUGCUUCAGAUGUUCUUGGCUUGCUUAGAGGAGACAAUGAGAGGUUUUCAUUGCAUGGUAGAAUGGGAUAUGUUCAUAUCGAUGAUGUUGCACGCUGCCACAUUCUAGUGUAUGAAGACGCCAAAGCUCAUGGGAGAUACCUCUGCAGUUCUACUGUUCUUGAUAACCAUGAAUUAGCUGGCAUACUUGCAAAGCGUUAUCCAUCACUGCCCAUCCCUAAAAGGUUAAUUUUCCUGAUUGCCUUAGAAUUAUCAGUAAUCAAGAUUCCUACAGAGGUUACAAUUUGUCUGAAAUAUCCCUAUAGUGAUUGCCUAGCGGCUGUAGUUACUAAUUUGACAUCUCAAAAUUAUUCAGCAUAUGGUUUUUCUUCUGAGAAAUAGCAUCUGGAGAUUUUGAAAUUCAUGAAACGUAUACUAAUAGUCUAGUCCAAUAGAAUUCAAGCAAAAAUAAAAAAAAAAAUAGUAGACUUCUAGCAAGUCUGAAAGGUGGAUAUGAAGUAUUGUAUUGAUUUGCAGUUGCAGAAAAUCAACAAGCAUGGGACAGGAAAUAAAAAUAAUUAUAGCAGCAAAAUUUACACCAAAGGUUCACAUUUCAAACAUUUUUUCACCAAGACAUUUUGCAUUUGCACAUUUCAAGAACUAACAACCAUAGUUUUGUUUCAUUUUCUUAACGAAAAACAGGUGGUGCUUUGCCCUUUCAUUUCUCUCAAAGAGUUAAUCACGGCUGCAUUAGUUUAUUACCUGUCAUUGAAAUUAAUCGUAAUCAAUUGUAAGUGUGCAGUUUCAAGAACUACUAUGGAGAGACACCCUACUACGUGUUCGAUACAUCUAAGAUACAGGACUUGGGCUUCAUGUUUAAGGGUAUAGAGGAGAUGUUCGAUGACUGCAUCCGAUCACUCAAGGAACAUGGCUAUCAUCUUGACUGCUAGACUAUUCGAUGUGUGACAAUGAUAUUAUGGGAAUCAUGGGCUCAACAAAAUCUUUAAGCAUCCUUUGUCAGGGCUACCUUUUAUCGAAUUCUGAUGUUAUUAAUAAAUGAAUUCUGCAGUAUGUGAUGUAUAACCAGAUGCAGUGAUCUUUAGCUCAAUUUUCCUUGUAUCA